Letharia lupina is the source of this 1782-nucleotide messenger RNA. RefSeq lists its product as uncharacterized. The transcript is spliced from 2 exons. The record is from RefSeq and is a predicted model, not a curated record. Bases 1 to 1782 code for a protein of 593 amino acids. NCBI's taxonomy places the organism in Eukaryota, Fungi, Ascomycota, Lecanoromycetes, Lecanorales, Parmeliaceae.
AUGGUUCUAUAUAGUCUUCUCGAUGCUGUGCGGGAUUUCAUCGGCUUAGCCAGUACAGUCACCGUCGUGGUCUGGCUCGUCUGCGGCUUCCAGCCUCUGUUCGAAAAGGUAAAGGACUCGUGCCGAGCCUGUCAACCACCAGAAGGGCGUGCGCUGCUGCUAUGGUCCGCCUUUCUGAUCCCUAUAGCGUGGGUGGCUGCCGCUGCUCUCUACUUCCACCACUUGUUUUCGCUCUGGGACUUGAUGGGGACCUUCCUCGACAAACAACCGGUCAACAGACCAGUGUAUGCGUUACUGCACCUUUACCUCUUCUUCCUGCUCCUCUGUGGAUUCUACGUAUGGGUGAUUACAGAUUUCGAAAUCUUCCGGAAUCGUCAAGUGUUCAAUGAUCUUUUCAUGAUUGCGAGAUCCAACCCAAGGAGACAUCAAGCAGUUGAAGAUCUGGAGGCCCAGCACAAUUCUUCCUCCACAGAUCCGAUUGAUGCCGAGGCGGAAACCCAUUCCGCCGUCGGCAACGUGUGCACCACAAGUUUGCUUCCACAGAAUGAAGGUUCGCACAGGAGCGGUCAAGAUUCGAACGAGGACGUUGCUCCCACAGAGGCCCGUAUCAACGAACCAGAACACCUAAUUGAGGAGACUGCCUGGCUCGCGAUUGACAGUCCUGUGGGUUGCGGCUGGAACAAUAGCGAGGCCGCCGGACCCUCAAAUCAGCACAACCCCACCCUCGAUAGCGAUGGCGACGCAAUCACCAUGACUCCCUCCUCCUCUUCCUCUUCGAAUGCUUCAUCUGGAAUUGACGAGCUCGAAUACGUCGACGAUGACGAUGGUCGAUAUGGUCUCCAAGGCGUCCGGCUUCGUGAGCCUGUUGGGGACCGAAAGCAGAAGGAUACUAACGCGAAGGAUACCAGCGCGUCAUAUACCAUGGACCGGCGUAGAUACGUGGAAGACAACAACGACGACGAUCCAUUUGGUCUCUACUACGCAACACCUCGUUUGAGUCCUCAAGACCAGAAUGGCAGAACCGAUAUCGAACCCCUCGAUAUCGGUGCCCCGCCCUCGCCAUGCGAUUCCUGCUCCUCUGCCCGCGCCGAGUCGAUUCCAACCGCCAAACGGUCUCCAGUCCGGGUGCCCAUAACGCCUACCAGCCCCACUGCGGAUGCCGACGAUGCCGAUACCGAAAAGACUGAUGUUGAACGGAAACAGCGCGAACGCAAAACCCGCAACCCAGCAAUGUCCGCCCCACAAAGCCCUCAUGCACACAUAUCGAGGACGUCACCACCAUACGGCACCAACAUCAUCUCGCUCCGCAUAGACCCCUACCUCGGCGACGACGAAAAGAACACCAGCGCCCUAGAAUCACACCACACAGCUCAUGAUCCAGAACACCGAGACCGCCCCGCGGCCAGCGCACGCGCGUCUUCCAAAUCGAAACCCAACCCUUCUCCCAUGUCCGCUCCAGCCGUGCACACUCGCCCCGCCACCCCGCCUCUGGACUGGGGGAAACAGGAAACCGGACUAAUCUGGAGGUCUCGCGAAGCGGAAAACAGUGCGAGUGCCGCUUCACGGGACGAAAACGCCGACGUGGUAUCUUUCGACGGCCGGGUCGUGGCCGAGACGCGGGCCGGGGUGCGGAGAAGGGUUCAACGUCCUGUGAGGUCGCCGCAGCGAAAACGUGCCAGGUCGCCGUAUCCGAUGGCGGAGGGACGGCAAGGUCCGCGGGAUUUGUCGCUUGAGAUUCCUGAUGCGGGGAAUGAUUCUCAUGGUAGAGAGGAGGGGCGGUGA